CAUGUUUGUUGUUGCGGAUACGGGUGUGAAAGAGCAGCUCUGGCCGUUUGAGAACUUUUGGUCAACUUGGAGCUUAUUAGCUAGCUAACUGAGACGCGUUAGCUAAUAGUAGACUUUAGCAAAGGCAGUGAAAACGUGAACGGAGGAAAAACACUCAGUUGAAAGUUUGGUGGAUUAUUUGUUGAUCGUAAGCACCAGGGAAGAUUAAGCAAGCAGGAUGGAUGCCACGGAGAAAAAUAUGACCCUGAAAGAGCUGCUUGAGAGAAUAGCUGAGCUGGAUUACAGUAAAAGCCAGCUGAGGGACCUAAAUGCUGAGAUGAGACACUGGCUGGAUCUUGCAGAUGAUGAGGUGACAACGUUGCGCUCAGAGAACGACCGCCUCAGACAACAAGUGAAAAGCCUGGAAAAGAUCAUCAGUGAAGCUCAGCAGGUUGAAGCAGAGCCUUGCAGGUCUGCCCUGUCUGAUAACCUUGAUGUAAAGAGAUUCAAUGAAAAGGAGAUUCAAGAAUUGGAGAGAGAAUCUACCAAGAUGAAGGAACAAAAUAAGAAGCUAACCGCAGAGCUCAAGAGCCUCCAGCAAGAAAGAGACCAGGAUAAGAGCAGCUUGAGCAAGUUCAGGGUUGCACUUCAAACCACUGAGUGGGGACUGGAAGAGGCUCAGUUAGAGCUGCAGCGUAGGGAUGAGGUUAUUCAUCAGACAAACUUACAGUUAAAGCACUCAGAGGAAACAUUUGAAGAGUUUUCCAACAUCAUAAAGGAUCUCAGGCUGACGAACCAGGAGCUGAGAAAGCAGUUGGAAGACAGACAGGCCGAAGCCUCAUUCGCUAUUCUGAAUGAUGUGAUGGUAGAAAAGGAAGGAUCUCUCAGUGCCCCUCUGUCCUUCGCAGAGGAAAUUAAGCUGCUGACCUCCUCAGCAGAAGUGACAGCCAGCAUGUCAGACUUCACAGAUCUUAGACAUGAGGAAACUGAGACUGAAGAGCAGCUGGAAUCUCAUAGUCUCACUAUGGACCUUCGGACUCAAAGGCGCGCUGGUAUCUUGGAGUCAGUCGGCCGGAGAGCGGGACUUUUUAUGCUGUUCAUCUUCAUUAUAAUUUUGGCCUUUGGGGCUUUGGGAAGCAGUACAGGAAACUUUUUUUCCAUCAACACCUUGUGGAGCAGCGCAGGGCUGAUGUUACAACCCUACUGCAGUGUGCAUUACGACGCUUUACCUCCUAUUUGAUCUGCUCAGUCUAAACCUCUUUUAAACAUGUUAAUUCCAUUUAUCUGGAUGACUGUGAAGUAGUGGGUUGUAGCUGGGUGUUUUCUACUCAGCAGACUAUAAGACCAAAAGAUUUAUAUUAAAUAUUUAUAUUUAUUAGUUUCAGAAGAAAACUGAAAAAUGUCCCUUUUCACUGAAGAUAUUUCAUAGUAACAUUAGUGAAAGGACAGGUGUAAAUAACAAAUUUCCUCACACCUCAUUUAGUUGAACUUUUUUCAUUUUGUCCCUAAUUGCUAGAUAAAAACUUUCAGGGAGCAGUUAAACCAACCAGUAACUCUUAACUUCUGUGUACAUAUGGUCGUCCAGUUAUUGUUUAAGAUACACUUAAAUAAAGUGAGCUUAAAAAAAAAAAAAAA
Molecule: messenger RNA, 1614 nt
Organism: Scatophagus argus
Lineage: Eukaryota; Metazoa; Chordata; Actinopteri; Scatophagidae
Product: centrosomal protein of 85 kDa-like
Exons: 12
Coding region: 218-1219 (333 amino acids)
Biological process (GO): chromosome localization to nuclear envelope involved in homologous chromosome segregation; actin filament organization; telomere localization
Cellular component (GO): chromosome, telomeric region; lateral element; nuclear outer membrane
Molecular function (GO): dynein complex binding
Source: RefSeq, a predicted model, not a curated record